Molecule: messenger RNA, 2719 nt
Organism: Chanos chanos (milkfish)
Lineage: Eukaryota; Metazoa; Chordata; Actinopteri; Gonorynchiformes; Chanidae
Gene: cpne3
Product: copine III
Exons: 17
Coding region: 187-1812 (541 amino acids)
Biological process (GO): ERBB2 signaling pathway; cellular response to calcium ion
Cellular component (GO): plasma membrane
Molecular function (GO): calcium-dependent phospholipid binding; receptor tyrosine kinase binding
Source: RefSeq, a predicted model, not a curated record
GUCUUGUAGUCAUUGCAGCGUCAGUCGUUACAGCGACCCUGCCAACAAAUACUUCUGAGCACGGUGCUGGAGAUUCUUUAGACCACAACUCUACAGCGAAGCGGCAGCUUAAACCAACUGCACAGCUGUUAGGACGAAGAAUUGUAAUUUGUCUGUCCCUUCAUUAAAGUGUACAAAUUUGCACCAAUGGCGAACCAGUGUGUGACCAAGGUGGAGCUUACGAUCUCCUGUGAAAACCUAAUGGACAAGGAUGUCACCUCCAAGUCUGACCCCUUGUGUGUUCUGCUCAUGAAUACAUCUGGCGCCCAGUGGCAUGAGGUCGACCGCACAGAGAAAAUUCAGAACUGCCUGAAUCCAAAGUUUGCCAAGAAGUUUGCUAUUGAUUACUACUUUGAAGUGGUUCAGAAGCUUAAAUUUGGUAUUUAUGAUAUUGACAACAAAACCAUAGACCUGAGUGAUGAUGACUUCCUGGGAGAAUUUGAGGUCUCUCUGGGACAGAUUGUUUCCAGUAGGAAACUAACUCGGCCGCUGGUUCUGAAGAACAAGAAACCUGCAGGAAGAGGAACCAUUACGAUCAUUGCAGAGGAAAUAAAAGACAACAGGGUCGUGAACUUCGAAGUUGAGGCCAGGAAACUGGACAACAAGGAUUUCUUUGGGAAGUCAGACCCAUACCUGGAGUUCUACAGACAGACAGAAACAGGAUGGGAGCUCGCCCACAGAACAGAGGUGGUUAAGAACAACCUUAACCCUUGCUGGAAGCCCUUUAGAAUUUCCUUACGGUCACUCUGUGGAGGAAAUAUGGAGAAGCCCAUUAAGGUGGAAUGCUAUGAUUAUGACAACGAUGGAUCACAUGAUCUUAUUGGCAUAUUUGAGACCACUAUGACCAGACUACAAGAGGCUACACGAGUUUCACCAGCAGAGUUUGACUGUGUGAACAUCAAGAAGAAACAGAAGAAGAAGAACUAUAAAAAUUCAGGCGUUGUCAGUGUGAAACUGUGCCAGGUUGUGAAGGAGUACUCAUUUUUGGACUACAUAAUGGGGGGUUGCCAGAUUAAUUUCACUGUUGGGGUGGACUUCACAGGAUCUAAUGGUAACCCGAAAUCACCUGACUCUUUGCACUAUAUCAGUCCUCAGGGAGUUAAUGAGUAUCUCAAUGCCAUCUGGUCUGUUGGCUUGGUCAUUCAAGACUAUGACAGUGACAAACUGUUUCCUGCUUUUGGUUUUGGAGCCCAGAUCCCUCCCCAGUGGCAGGUGUCUCAUGAAUUCCCUCUCAACUUCAAUCACUCAAAUCCAUACUGUGUUGGAAUUGAGGGUGUGAUAGAGGCCUACAGGAUGUGUCUGCCACAGGUCAGGCUGUACGGCCCCACAAACUUUGCCCCUAUCAUCAGGCAUGUGAGUCGCAUUGCUGCAGACGCCUCCCAGCAGAACACAGCCUCGCAAUACUUCAUCCUCCUCAUCAUCACAGAUGGCGUGAUCACAGACAUGGACCAGACACGUGCAGCCAUAGUUGCAGCCUCCCGUUUGCCGAUGUCCGUCAUCAUUGUUGGUGUGGGCAAAGCCGACUUCACUGACAUGGAGAUUUUGGACGGGGACGACGGGCGCUUGAGGUCACCCACGGGUGAGCCGGCGGUGCGGGACAUUGUGCAGUUUGUACCUUACAGACAGUUCCAGAAUUCUCCUAAAGAAGCAUUGGCACAGUGUGUGUUGGCUGAGGUUCCUGGGCAGGUGGUGACUUAUUUCAACAUGUUUAAGCUCAGCCCACCUAACACAAACACUCCACCAGAGGCAACUGAUACACCCAGUCAGAGCUGAGGAUCUGAGCAAAGACUCCACCCCUCAGAUUCGUCAGCUGAUGACUCAAAGCUUUGUCAAACACUCCUGUCUUACCCCAUCCCAGACCAGGGAAUGUGAAGUAUAUCAGAGACCACAUGAAGAGACAUCUGAAGUGGGCCCAACUGCGCGUAUAUUUAGCCUACAGUGCAAGGGACGUGAAUGUUUUCAACAGCGUGUCAGAGCAAAUACACACAUACACGCGUGGCUUUUUAGCAUUUAUUUAGAGUAUAAUCUUGCUUGGCUCUAAAGAGAGUUUUUAGUUAUUUUUUUUAUCGUGCUGUAGGCACUCACUUUUGUUGACUUUUAUACGUUUUUUUUUUACAAAAAUAAUCCAUUUAUGUUUGUUCAUAGUUUCAUUCAUUGUAUUUACUUUUUUUUUUACUGAAUUGUGCGCUGAAACAUAGUUAGCUUUUCAGAAACUUUUCAGGUGUUUGCACCUAUAGGCAUUAGUAUUUAGAAGCAUGUGGUGUAAAAUGGUGCAUUACAGUUAUGGAGAAACUGAAAAUCCCAAUACUAAAUAAUACUAACUAAUUUUAUGCAGUGCUAAAAUUUAACUCUCUUAAAGAUUUGCUACUUUAGGUAUAUAAUCCUGUCUUGUGCUUCAGUUCUGUGUUAUUAUUUGAUGCAAAAAGUAACAGUACUACUACUCAUGCAUUUUCUCAAAUUCUAACAGUGUUAAUCAGUGCCAGUAUUAGAAAGAAAAAAUUAUAUAUUUAUUGGCUAAGUCUAAAAUUGCUUAAGAGAAAAUACAUAAUUUUUAUAUACCUAUUUGAAGGGUAUGUGUGGUCCUGUGUAGGUGUAUGUUAAAUCAGUUAUAGAAGACCUUUAUGCUAUAAACUUCCACUUAUUUUUUAUGUUUAAAAAUCAUAUAUAUAAGUGUGUGUGU